This is a messenger RNA of Neurospora tetrasperma FGSC 2508, 1221 nucleotides long. RefSeq lists its product as uncharacterized. Gene Ontology annotation, cellular component: extracellular region; cell surface; fungal-type cell wall. The record is from RefSeq and is a predicted model, not a curated record. Gene Ontology annotation, biological process: carbohydrate metabolic process; cell wall organization. Gene Ontology annotation, molecular function: glucan endo-1,3-beta-D-glucosidase activity; 1,3-beta-glucanosyltransferase activity. Bases 1 to 1221 code for a protein of 406 amino acids. NCBI's taxonomy places the organism in Eukaryota, Fungi, Ascomycota, Sordariomycetes, Sordariales, Sordariaceae. The transcript is spliced from 3 exons.
AUGUAUCAACUCUCGCAACUCGUAGCUUUGGCUGCCACCCUGUCAACAGUGAUGGGCGCCUACCAGGGCUUCAACUAUGGCUCCUCGUUCACCAAUGGCGCUGCCAAGCAACAGUCUGACUUUGAAGCCGAGUUUCGAACAGCCCAAGGUCUCGUCGGUGCUCCUGCUGGAGGCUUCACCAGUGCACGACUAUACACAAUGAUUCAAGGGGGUACGGUGAAUGCUCCCAUCUCGGCUAUCCCAGCUGCGAUUACUACCCGAACAUCGCUGCUUCUUGGUCUAUGGGCUUCUGCUGGUGAUGCUGCGUUCACCAACGAGCUUCAAGCCCUCAGCUCUGCCAUUCAGCAGUACGGAACUGCCCUUGGCAGAUUAGUGGCUGGCAUUUCGGUGGGCAGCGAGGAUCUGUAUCGCAUCUCGCCUACCGGCAUUGAGAAUAAGGAGAACCCCGGAGCCGCACCUCUCACGAUUGCCCAUUAUAUCAAGCAAGUCCGUGACAUCAUAGCUCACACAGCUCUGGAUGGUGUCCCGGUAGGCCACGUUGAUACCUGGACCGCCUGGGUCAACAGCUCCAACCAAGUGGUGGUGGAUGCUUCGGACUUUCUCGGCUUCGAUGGCUACCCUUAUUUCCAGAAAACGCAGCAGAACGACAUCGGCCAUAGCAAGUCCCUUUUUGAUGACGCUCUGAGCGCCACCAAGGCUGCAUCCCAAGGCAAGCCGGUGUGGAUUACGGAAACGGGCUUCCCUCUUAGCGGCAAAACCAUGGGCCAAGCCGUCCCUAGCAUCGCCAAUGCCAAAUAUUACUGGGACCAGGUUGGCUGCCCUCUGUUUGGCAGCACCAAUGUUUGGUGGUACACGAUGCAAGACUCUGCCCCGGCGACUCCAAAUCCCAGUUUUGGUCUGAUUGGUAGCACAUUGACGACGACUCCUCUCUUUGACCUCUCUUGUAACAGUAGCAAGCUGAGCCAAACCACUUCUUCUUCGAUCAGUCUCGCUUCUGGAGUUAGCAUUGCUUCGUCGCAAUCGGAGAAGUCGACGGUGACAAGCGCCAUCACAUUUCUCGCCCCCGUUUCCAGUCUUGCUUCAAACGGUACAAUGACUGUGGCUAGCUUGCCAUCAGGUACUAGCACAGCUGCGAGUAGUGGAAAGGCAAGCUCCAUCAAGGGGUCGAUGGGGGAUGUGAUUGUUGUUGUAAUGAUGGCGAUGGCUCUUUUUGGUCCGUGA